AUGCGCAGGAAGCCAGGUGCCUGCCGGCUUGCGAAGAGCCGGCAGCAUCGCACGCGGCCCGGCGUCCUCAUGGUGCUGUGUCAGGGCGCCGAGGCUACGGCUGUUGCCCCCACGGCGGGGAAGGAGCUGGAGGGGCCGCGGGGCCGGGAGGACGGUGCGGACGCGGGGCGGCCCUGCCUGCAGCCGGCACCCGGCGUAGAGGCGGCGGCGGGCGCCGAAGAGCGCCGCGUUUGCGGCUGCUGCCCGGGUUUGCCCUGGCCGCGCUCCUGCAAAGCACCCGGUGAGGAGGGUACGAAGAAAACUGCCUGUCCAGGACUUGGUCUCUUUUACACCUUACUGUCCGCCUUCCUUUUCUCAGUGGCCUCUUUAUUCCUUAAAAAAAUAGAAGAUGUACACUCAGUGGAAGUGAGUGCAUUUCGAUGCGUUUUCCAAAUGGCAUUUGUUCUACCUGGUUUAAUAUACUACAAAACAGGGUUUUUGGGACCAAAAGGUAAAAGAAUUUUUCUUUUCUUCCGAGGACUCCUUGGCUCUAGUGCAAUGAUUCUUCUCUACUAUGCUUUCCAAGUAAUGCCUCUAGCUGAUGCCACUGUUAUAACUUUCAGCUGUCCUGUUUUUACAUCAUUACUGGCAUGGAUCUUUCUCAAAGAAAAAUACAGCGUUUGGGAUCUUCUCUUUACCCUCUUCACAAUCAUUGGAGUUACUCUAAUUGCCAGACCACCGUUUCUGUUUGGGUCAAAUGUUACAGGGAUUGAAGGAAGUUACUCAGAUCACCUUAAAGGAACUAUUGCAGCAAUUGCAAGCACGGUAUCUGCAGCAUUAACUAUUGUUAUACUUAGAAAGGUGGGAAAAUCUGUGCAUUAUUUUCUGUCAAUUUGGUAUUAUGCGGUCAUCGGUUUAAUUGGAUGUGUUAUAGCAUUGUUUGUUAUGAAUGAAUGGCGUUUACCAUACUGUGGUAAAGACAGAGUUUUUCUCAUAUUAAUAGGCAUAUUAGGGCUAGGGGGACAGAUAUUUCUCACAAAAGCACUACAGAUAGAGAAAGCUGGGCCUGUAGCCAUAAUGAGAACGAUGGAUGUGGUGUUUGCUUUCAUUUUACAGAUUCUUUUUCUCAAUCAUCUACCAACUUGGUGGACUGUGGGUGGUGCCCUUUGUGUAGUAGCUAGUAGUUCUGGGACUGCCAUUCGUAAGUGGAGACAAAGCUCAAAGAAAGCUGAACAAAAUGAAAUCUAACAACACAGACACUACUUCAUUACAGAAAUUAAUAAUCUUGAAAUAUAUAUUAAAAAUAUUUAUUUUUAUUUAUUUAAAGUAUCUCAUUUAUGAAAUUAUAGUACCAAACCGUAGCCAAUAAAAGAAAUUGGUUUUAAUAAAAACAAAACAACAUCGAAAGCAAAUUGAAGAUGUUUUGACAACUAAUUAAGUAUAUAUGCUUUUUUCCCCUCAUAUUUGGUCAUGCAAAUAUAAGAAGUAGGAAGAUUCUUAAAAGUUGCUUGCUUUACAUCUGAAGUGGAUGAUUGUUAGCUGGGAUUUUGUUUUCCUAAAAUACCUGUACCAGAUUCUCCAUUUUUUGGACCCUUUCUCUAUUCUUCUGAGCAGUGGAAUUUUCCCAGGCUUAUUUGUACUAAUCUGUGAUUGAUUAUGAGAGGGAUUUCAGUUCAAAUAAUUAGAAGGGAAUAAAGAAUUAUAGUCUUACCUCUAACUUCUGUGGAACAGAUAAAGCUUGCACAUCUUGCACAUCUACCAACUUUCUGCUUUUGUUUUUUCCUUACUCCCCCCCCCCUCAAAAAAGAAACAAACAAAAAACCAAAGGCAUUGGGAUGUUCUUAUUGGAAUUCUGAAAGAACAAAGGGUAUUCCAUCUUUUCAGGUCAUGUCAAGACAAGAUUAACCUUUGGAAAUUUUCAUCUUUGCUUUCUUAAAAAACAACAACAACAAAAUUGGUCCUGCUUUACAGGCAUAAUAAACAAUCCUUAUUUUAAUAUGUUCUCAAUAAAUACAUCUUUAAUUACUGCAGUCUUGGUGAGGAGAGGUAAUAGGUAACUACAUACCACUUGUAAGCUCUUUCCUGUGGUAUAGAAUAUUAUGCUGUAGCUGCACUUUUCUUUACUCUAUGCAAAAGAUUGUAUUUUUUAGAUACUUAAUAUAGGUUAUUUUAAAUGCUACUUAGGAGUGAUUUCUUUAUAUUCUCUAUGAAAGUUCUUUAUGAAACCGUUUAAGUUCUCUUGGCCUUCAUAAGCUUAGGCAAAUGCCUUAAUGUAAGUCCUUUUUCCUAAGACUUUACAAGAGAGUGCACACUACUUGUGGUUCACAGAAAAUACACAUUUGCCAACUUCAUAGCACAGAUUCUAUAGAACGGGUUUGUGCAGCACUUGGUGGGAGGGUGGAGCUCACACUCAGUGCAUCAGGCAGUGCUAGUGGGCAGCUUCACCCCUGUUUCUAUGCACGUUUUAAAUCUGCACUUAGUCACUUCUCUAACACAGCUUCUCAUGUUGAUAUGCUUCACCUUUAGAUAAUGAUGAAUACUGAGGAAAAAGGCCUAUGUUACUGAUCUCGGCCUCCUUCACGUUUGAAGGAGGGAUAUAUAUUAAAUGUGAGGUGGGGGGGAUUUUCUUUAAUGAAUUGUUGUGUGCUUUUGGGUCUUGUCUUGGUAGUUCUCAAAGAAAAACUUCACUUGGGUCUUUGCCUGUUGCUUUGUAUCACAAGGUGUUUCUCAGUUAUUUACACACCCCCAUGUCCUUCUAAAGGAGUGUGUUGUAGCCAAUAGCCAUUGCACUCUGGGAGAGCAGCCCUUGGAGAGUUGAGCCCUGAAGAAGUGGAAUCUUCAUACUUCAAAGCGUAUCUAGAUGAAAGGAGCUAUUUUUGUGCAAGAUUUCAUUCUUUAACAUUGUGAACAUGAGCAGAUUCCAUCCUGGUGGUAAAAUCACUUUCUGCAUAUAGCUGGCUGUUCACUGCUUUUCCCGAAGGCUGAAGUUCACCACUCCUGACAUUGUCAGCAAUAGUGUGAAACUGGUUUCACAUCUGUU
Lagopus leucura (white-tailed ptarmigan) is the source of this 3019-nucleotide messenger RNA. RefSeq names its product solute carrier family 35 member G1 (gene SLC35G1). Gene Ontology annotation, biological process: regulation of cytosolic calcium ion concentration; calcium ion export across plasma membrane. Lineage: Eukaryota; Metazoa; Chordata; Aves; Galliformes; Phasianidae. The record is from RefSeq and is a predicted model, not a curated record. Gene Ontology annotation, cellular component: endoplasmic reticulum membrane; plasma membrane.